This is a messenger RNA of Hypoxylon fragiforme, 1516 nucleotides long. RefSeq lists its product as uncharacterized. Lineage: Eukaryota; Fungi; Ascomycota; Sordariomycetes; Xylariales; Hypoxylaceae. The record is from RefSeq and is a predicted model, not a curated record. The transcript is spliced from 2 exons. Bases 314 to 1417 code for a protein of 367 amino acids.
CUUCGCCAUCUGCGUGUUGUUCUCUCUCUUUCUCAAAAACAAAAAAGUCUUCAUCUCCAGUCUCUCAUUUAUUUUUUAACAUUCAAACCGCUGUCGGUUCAAAAAAGCACCACCAAUUGUUUUUCUUCUCAAAAAACGGCAGCAGCUUUCGCGGAAUCGACUUUCGCUCACUCAUUCAUAAAAACCGUACUUGCUUCGCAUAUACGUCCACUCUUUCGACAGACAGCAACGAAGGAUCAAAGACUUAUUGAAUAAAGAGCAAAAGGAUUACUACUAGAAUUGUGAGAUUACAAGUACACACACAAGAUUCAAAAUGAAGUCCACAACCGUCGCCCUCGGCCUCUUCGCCGGAGUCACCUCAGCCACCUACAACAACCACCCGCGCCACUUCCACAACCCCUACUGGCGCCGGAACGAGACCGCCUCCCCGGAGAGCUCCACCACCCUGACCGUCGCCAUCACCACCGUCCACACCAUCACCUCGUGCGCCCCCACCGUCACCAACUGCCCCGCCGCCACCGGCAACAGCACCGGCCCCGCCGUCGUGACCGAGGUCAUCGACCUGACCACGACGGUGUGCCCCGUGACCGCCAUCGAGUCCGUCUCCAGCGCCGUCGUCGGCGACCACAGCAGCGGCCUCAUCACCGGCGUCACCCGCACCGUGACCGCCAUCCCCACCCAGAGCGUUAGCGACGUCUCUCCCGAGGCCACCGGCCCCGCCGCCCCCGGCGUCUCCGUCUACCCUACCGUCGGCGUCGUGGACGAGACCCUGACCAUGACCGUCGGGCCCGAGAGCUCCCGCUCCAUCCUCGUCACCACCCUCAAGUCCACGCAGACGCACCUCGUCACUGUCACCGCCGUCCCCGUCCCCGAGUCCACCGCCGGCGUCGACAGCAACGGCAGCGGUGGCGGCUACCCCACCGCCGAGGACGAGAAGACCACCACCACCACCAUGACCUCCACCGGCACCCGCACCGUCACCGUCACCCCCGCUGAGUCCUCCACCACCACCGGCGUCACUGCCCAGGAGACCGGCACCGGCUCCAACACCGGUUCCAGCGAAAACAACAACAACAACGACAACUCCGGCGAAUGCGUCGCCACGACCGUCACCGUGACCGAGACCCAGCCCGCCAGCACCGUGUACAUCACCGCCACCGUCCCCGUCGUCGCCGAGGCCAGCACCCCUGCCGUCGCCACCACCCCCACCGCGACCGUCAGCGAGGCCAAGCCCACCGGCACCGGCACCAGCACGACCGGCUCAGGUGAAGGAGGCGAGGAGGACGACUGCCCGCCCGAGGAGGCCGAUGUGACCGCCACCGCCACCGCCACCUUGGUCCCCUACCCCACCGGCAACAACGGCUCCGCGCCCACGUACCCCUCCGGUGCCGCCAUCCCCACCGUCACCCUCCGAUAAAUGACUUUGUGAAAAAAGUCUCUCCUCCCUGAAACCUAGGUAACCUAGUUUGAUCUCUUCUAGGAGAUUAGAUUUACGAGGGAGCUGGACGGAGUGAAA